UGCUUGACACUAGUGUAGGAUAGAUGGUCAGUCUGUUCUUUAAGGGGCUGGGUUUCUCUUUUAUGCAAGAAGAAGGGAAAAACAACUCGGUUUCAAGCAUGACGAGACAAAGAGACGGACUGGAACACUGACAAAUAAUGAUUUGAAAGACCUUUUACAACUUACCAUGGCCAUAAGGGAGCUCAAAGUUUGCCUCCUAGGGGAUACGGGAGUUGGGAAAUCAAGUAUUGUUUGCCGGUUUGUUCAGGAUCACUUUGACCACAACAUUAGUCCAACAAUAGGUGCGUCAUUCCUGACCAAGACGGUGCCGUGCGGAAAUGAACUACACAAAUUUCUGAUAUGGGAUACAGCUGGACAAGAAAGAUUCCACUCAUUAGCUCCUAUGUACUACCGGGGAUCGGCGGCUGCUGUCAUUGUCUAUGAUAUUACUAAACUGGACUCCUUCCAGACACUGAAGAAGUGGGUGAAGGAGCUGAAGGAACAUGGUCCAGAGGACAUUGUUGUAGCCAUAGCAGGGAACAAGAAUGAUUUAGGAGACAUCAGGGAAGUUCCUAUGAAGGAAGCCAAGGAGUUUGCAGAAUCAAUUGCGGCUAUUUUCAUUGAGACUAGUGCCAGAAAUGCUGUCAAUGUAGAGGAGCUCUUUCAGAAAAUCAGUAAACAGAUUCCACCCCUGGAAAAUGCUGAGGUGGACAGCAACGAGUCCUUUAAACUCACCCAGCAGCCAGCCCCGUCCACCCGGAGAUGCUGCUAGUAUCAACGGCGGCUGAACAAAUGACUUCAUUCGGUACCAGGGACUCCACCAGCACAGCACAUAGUCCAUAAUGCACACGGUGUCUUACUCUAAAGAAAGACAAGACAGUAGACAGACAGAGAUCAGCUUUCACAUGUGGCCAGGUGCAACAUGAAUGAGAAAAAGCCUGCCAACAAUAUUACAUGGGUCAAUGCAAUUCAUUUGAUUGUAGCAGUUUUAAAUCUGAUGAGGUUAGGAAGCAAAACGUCUUUAGUUUGUUCCCCUCUGGUGUUUUUAUGCCUGAAUUAUAUUGGGAUUUCUGACUGUGUGCUAUGCUACAUAGCUCAUUAUAAAGAGGCAGUUUUAUCCCACUAUCUAUAAUAAUUUUAACCCAAUAUCAAGCGAUUUAGCUGAUGUGUUUUUAAAGCUGGGUUUUGGUUGUUGAUGGUUUUCAGUUCAAGAGUCAGCUGCUCUGUAAAUUUUCAAGCACUGUGGCUCUUAAAUCGCACACUUUUUUUUUCAAUGAAUGUUUUUUUUUUAUAUUUUUUUUUAAUCAAGUAUACACUUUCUCUUCUUUUGGAACUUUUGUUUACAGAUUUUUAUUAGCAUGCUUGAAUAAGGUUAAGACCGAACCACAGAUGAGUAUUCAGUUGUAUAGCUCAGAUACAGCAGCUUUACAUUCCACUUCAUCGUGUGCUUUCACACACAUUUGCUGUAUAAGGGUUUAACUGUGAUCCUGCAAACUGAACAGCUUAGAGGCAUAAAAUCAUAAUUACAGUAGGACACCCCCUGUUGAAACACUGUGACCAAUACAAGCAUUGUUUACAUAGCGAUGUGUUAAAAAUGUUUUUUUUACAUGCUGACAUGUAUUGUAUGAGAUUUCACUACAGGGAAUGACUGCAUACAACUGCCAAACAUGAGAACUGUUUUUACCUGAAUAAGGGUUACAUUUAUCCUGGAAAGAAGAGAAAAGAUCUGCAUGCAUUUUAGUUUAAACAUGUCAGUUUCAGAAAUGUUGUGUGGUGUAUACUAACCAAACUGUAAAAGAACUAUGGGAAUACAGUCUUACCUUUUGGCUUGAAAAAAAAAAAAAACGGUAA
Messenger RNA from Monopterus albus (swamp eel), 1830 nucleotides. RefSeq names its product RAB31, member RAS oncogene family (gene rab31). The record is from RefSeq and is a predicted model, not a curated record. Bases 167 to 751 code for a protein of 194 amino acids. Gene Ontology annotation, molecular function: GTPase activity; GTP binding. The transcript has 7 exons. Lineage: Eukaryota; Metazoa; Chordata; Actinopteri; Synbranchiformes; Synbranchidae.